GUACGGAACGAUCCGUGACUGCUACAGAGAGUAUCCAAAAUCAUGGUGAAAAUCUUGUGUUCUUAACGUUAUCUGUCUUCCAGGUAGAGUCAGUAAAUUUUUUUCGCAGACUGAUGAUUUUUUUAAAAAAAAUUUUGCUAGGCAUCCACAUUAUUCAGUAUUUCGCAAGAAUCGAAUCAUUCAAUAGGUUAUAUUCACUGGGGAAGUAGAUGUUUGUGAAAAUGGCUCCACUGUGAGCGUGUUAUAUUGGCGGGAAUAGGCUGGCAUUCGCAUUGUAGGAGUGAAAUGUUAGAGAUAUUGUUAUGUAUCUGUAGUUCCGUUUAUUUCUUGGAGCAAGGUGUAUGGCUGUGAUGUUCAGACAGGAAUAUUGCCGAAAUUUCUAGAUAUAUUUGUGUAAAUAUGAGUAUACGCACAAGAAAUAUUGAGACUUCUCAGUCUACAAUGUAUGUAGAUGUGCAUUCAUUUUUUUACGACUCGCAAUUUAAUACCACGUCCCAUGAAAAAUUACUCAAGAAAAUGAAACAGCAAUUCGUAAAGGAACCAUUGGAAAGAUUUUUUAAGAACUAUGUCAACUGCCUCGGAUCCCUGUUUCUUAUUGGAGAAAAACACACUACAGUGGAACGAACUCUUGAGUUUGCAGCCAAAUUCUGUGUUUCUUUGUAUGAUGGCCAGGUUAAUAAUGAAGAUACUCUAAGUGAAAAUGAUGAGAUGCCUCCUUUUCUAACACUGUUGUUUGAUUAUCUGCUUAAGCUUCAUAAAACCAGGAACCAGAAUAUUCGGUUUAGAGUUUGCCAGUUUAUCAAUAAACUGUUAAGCAGUUUAGGAGAAGAAGCAUCCCUUGAUGAUGAUCUGUGCAACAGAAUCUGUACAAAUAUGCUGGAGCGACUUCGGGAUAAAGUUGCAGCUGUUCGAGCCCAGGCUGUUAUGGCUUUACAGCGUCUUCAGGAUCCUACCAACCAUAAGUGUCCAGUUAUUAAAGCAUAUCUUUUCCACCUGGAAGCUGACCCAAGUGCGGCUGUACGGCGCUCAGUAUUGAACUGCAUAGGGCGUACCAAUAUUACUCUUCCUCUUAUUCUGGAACGGACACGUGACAUAAAGGACACGGUACGACGCCAUGCGUAUGUCGUUCUCGUGAAACUAAGUAUUCGUUCUCUUACUAUCAAGCAGCGGGAGAGAUUGUUACGUGAAGGACUAAAGGAUCGAUCAGAACUUGUGAGAAGUUUUGUUGCAACUGCAUUGUUACCUGGUUGGCUCCGCAACAUGAAAGGUGACUACCUGGAACUUCUGCAUGCUUUAGAUGUGGAAAAUUCAACAGAAACAUCUAUAUUGGCUCUCAACACCCUGUUCAAGCAUCAGCCAUUGACAGAAGUAAAGGGCAGUUUGCUUCCUUAUCAAGAAGAUAAAGUAAUUCCUCUUGAAAAACUGACACCUGAAAAUGCACUUUUUUGGCGAUGUUUGGCCCAGUAUCUUCAUAGACAAGGGGAAGAAAUGGUCGAAGAACUUGAUUCAGUAAUACCAAAUCUAACACCAUUCUGCCAAUACAUUAGAAGGUAUUACCUUUCAGAAGGUCCAAAAAAUGAUGAAGAUUCUUGGUCUCAAAUCCAGCGCCAGUUUAUAGUACUUCAGUUGCUAGAGUUGUCUGAAGUGUUCGAUCUGGCAGAUGAAAUGGGAAGAUCAAAUUUGAAGAAACUGAUAUAUGAUAUGCUGACAUGUACCCAUGUGAAGAAAGAUCUGGUAAAAAUACUUGUGCGGGUCCUUGUUGGUGUAGAUCCAAAUGUCAACUCCAGGCUUCAUUUCUUGGCAGAGAUUGUAUCAGAAGUCCAUGAACCUAUGACUGAGGUUUCUGUGGACUUGCCUGCUGACGAAAUACGAAAGAAACAGUUGAUGCAAGCAAAGGUCCGAGUUCAGUUGAAUGAAGUUGUUGAAGAGCAACAAGAAGCAGUUCAACAUCAAGACUUCAUGCAAGCGCAGGUGCUGUUGGAAAAGAUGAAGGAAUUACAGGAAGAACUGCAGAGACUGAAUGUAGAACCAAGUGUUGUUCAUGAACAGGUACGGGAGCAACACAAUGAUCGUGCGACAUUAUCCAAGUGUCUUUGCAUUAUAUAUGAAAUGAUGCAGUCCGAGACGGUGACUGUCCUUACUCCCCACCUGCGAACAAUAAUGGAAAACUUUGUAUUGCAUUACAUUGAGGACUCUGAUACAUAUAUUCGAUCACUAGCGCUUCAAACAGUUGGAACAUUUUGUUUUUUUGAUCAGGACCUGGCAAAGAAAUUCAUACUUGUGUUCUGUUUUCAGCUUGCUAAUGGUGAAAAUGACGAGGUGUGUACGAUUAGUCUGAAGGUCAUAUUUGAUCUCUUCUUGCUGUAUGGCCUACAACCAUUCCAAAUUGAAGAUGACGUGGAUGAUGAUAAUGAUAAGACUGGCAGGAAAAAGUUGUUUGAUGCAACAGACCUUGAGGAUGCUGGUGAAGAUGAUAUCACUACAUCCAAAAAUACAGAUUUAUUACCAGUGAAUGAUGCCAGCGACAACUUCAUAAGGAUACUCACAAGUCUACUUGAUAGCACGUCAGCUGGUAUGCGUACAGUGGCUGUGGAAGGUCUUUGCAAGCUCAUUCUAAAUAACAGAAUCAAGUCACCAAACCUCGUGUCUCGUCUGCUUAUCAUGUGGUACAACCCUGUUACAGAAGGAGAUGUAUACCUGAGACAGAUGCUUGGCGAAUUCUUCACAACAUUAGCGUUUGGCAAUCAGUAUGGACAAGAAACACUGGAGCAAGCGUUCUUACCAACACUUCGAACAUUAUUUCAAGCUCCGUGUACCAGUCCUUUGGUGGAGGUUGACCAAGACAGUGUCGUCCGUUUAGUGUUGAAUCUCACCCGACCUAAUCUUAACAAGAGCAGCGUACAUAACAACUUCGCUAUUGUCCUUUGCAAUGAAGUGCUGCUGGAUACAGACCCAUACAAUAUUCAGGUACUUGUGAGAGCUCUCACUCAACUCGAACUCAUCCUGGAUGAUGAAAUUGUGCUUCAGAACAUCAGCACAGUGGCAGAGAAAGUUGCUGAGCAUGUUAAAGAUAAGGCAUGUCUCCGUUAUGUACGGAAGUUCCAGAAUAUGCUUACUUCAAGUAAAUUUAGCUUGACAACUUGUAUGACUGGUACCGUGCGGACAACAGAUGGUUCCUCUGUCCUCACAAAUGUGGAACAGCAGGCUACUGAUAGUGCUGAGGGAGUCAGUUGUGUGUCAAAGGACACCCUGGUAAAUCCUGAACCUAUAGAAUCAGACAGCAGUGAUUCUGACGAGAAUUUACAGAUCAAUACUACUCCUUCCAUUAGAAGUAAAAUGGUGGUGCCAGAGACUCCUGAUAACAGUGACUCUCCUGUUUCUGAGAUGUCAUCUGAUACAUACUCAUCAGACAUUGCCCAACUUGAUGGUGAAGUUCCAUCACAAAUACCAAGUAGCAGGCCUGCACAGAUGAGGCGCAGUGGUCGUUUGGCGAACAAGAAUGUCCGGGAAAAUAGUAACUGAAAUAUGUUUGGAUCUGGAAAUCAUUUUCAUUUUCACGUGGUCUUGGUUUAAAUUGUAUCCUUCCACCAGGCUCCACCAUAGGUAGCUGUACCCAGUCUGUAGCCAUGACCAACAGGAGCGUUUCUGUCACGAUGACACUACACCAGACCUGUGCUAAGUAAGGUUUUAAUUAAUAAAACAAGUUAUUGAUCAUGUUACUCAUUGUGGCUAGGUUCAAGGAAAGAUAUAACUUAUCUGUAUGUGGUAUCACUGCCCUAACUUGGUAAUUAAUAAAUGUGGACCCCGUGAUGAAACAAUAAGAAAAGGUCAUGUCAGGCGCUUUGUUAUCUCAUGUACUUCUUUUGCAACUGAUUGUAUUACAUUGGUAGCCUUGAUCGUGCUUCACUUAUUGUCAAAGAUCUUGAGAUUCGUGCAAUUACAAAAACAUUUCCAAAAUAUGUUUACUCUAGCUGU
Zootermopsis nevadensis is the source of this 3975-nucleotide messenger RNA. It is a transcript of the gene Cap-G, whose product is annotated as Chromosome associated protein G. The record is from RefSeq and is a predicted model, not a curated record. Gene Ontology annotation, biological process: mitotic chromosome condensation. Lineage: Eukaryota; Metazoa; Arthropoda; Insecta; Blattodea; Termopsidae. Gene Ontology annotation, cellular component: condensin complex; cytoplasm; condensed chromosome.